Messenger RNA from Seriola dumerili (greater amberjack), 4939 nucleotides. RefSeq names its product transcription factor E2-alpha-like (gene tcf3a). Gene Ontology annotation, molecular function: protein dimerization activity; RNA polymerase II cis-regulatory region sequence-specific DNA binding; DNA-binding transcription factor activity, RNA polymerase II-specific. The transcript is spliced from 20 exons. Gene Ontology annotation, cellular component: transcription regulator complex. The record is from RefSeq and is a predicted model, not a curated record. The coding region runs from base 325 to 2229 and encodes 634 amino acids. Lineage: Eukaryota; Metazoa; Chordata; Actinopteri; Carangiformes; Carangidae. Gene Ontology annotation, biological process: regulation of transcription by RNA polymerase II.
UGUUAAAAUGUCUACUUGGGAAAUGAAAUGGUUACUAUUUCUCUAACAAUAAGGAAACGGACUAACACAUGAGUUAUGGUUCGUGUUGGAGACGUGUUUUCAGUUUCGUGACGAAGACAGCAACGAGACGAGGCGGCGGAGGAGUGGUUCAUAUUGCCUUUCCUCAUCUUCAUCAAGCCCACAGUCCGGACCACGGGGGAAGGAUCCUAUCCCUAACUUUGUUUUUCUCUCUACUCCAGCCGUUCAUUUCUCCCUGUUGGAUGCCACAUUACUGAAUCCAGUCGCUUGCUGAGACUGAAAGGGCCAAGUGAACAGCAGCAGAGAAUGGCUGCAGUGGAAACAGACAAGGAGCUCAGCGACUUGCUGGAUUUUAGCGCGAUGUUCGAGCCUCCAGUUUCAAAUGGCAAGAACCGGCCAACUACUCUCGCCAGCAGUCAGUUUGGGGGUUCAGGUAUAGAUGACAGGAGUGGGUCCAGUCCCUGGGGACCAGGGGAACAGAACAGUCCAUCUUUCAACCAGGGAAGGGGUUAUGGAGAAGACGGCCUUUACAGUGAACAAGAGGGUAUGGCAUCUGCUCCCAUAUUUGGAUCAGGGAUUGGUGGGAAGGCUGAGCGAGGACCGUACUCAUCGUUUGCAGCACAGCCUGGCUUUAUGCCCAGUGAGAUACCCAUGCCCAGUCCUGAUGCCCUCUCCCCAUCUGGCCUGAAGUCCAACUCUCAGUUUUAUUCCUCCUAUGAAGGGAGCAACCCUCGCAGGAGACCCUCACAGGACCCCAUUGAGCCACAGCCAAAAAAGAUCAGGAAGGUGCCCCCUGGCCUGCCCUCCUCAGUUUAUGCAUCAGCCUCAGGAGAGGAUUUUAACAGGGACAAUGCUGGCUACCCGGCCUCCAAGGCAGGAAGCGUCUACCCACCACCAUUCUACAUGCAAGAAGGCCUCCACCCGCCCUCCGAUCCAUGGGGCUCUGCUGGGUCGAUGGUUCAGCCUGGUUUUUCUUCCAUGCUGGGCAACUCCCCCCAUCUGAACCAGCAUGGUCCCUUCACCGCCAUCAACCCCCAAGACAGACUGAAACGGCAGCCACUACCCCUCUCUCCACAAAACUACCCCCUGCAUGGCAGUGAGGUGAAUGGGGCUCAUCCUGCUGGUUUCCACUCCGGCUCCAGCAGCUUUGGAGUUGCCAACCACACACCUCCCAUCGCUGGAACUGACACCAUUAUGGCCAAUCGGGGAACAGUACCUGGGAGUUCAGGUGAUGAGAUUGGAAAGGCCCUGGCAUCUAUCUAUCCUUCAGACCCAAACAGUAACGCCUUCCCUCCGUCCCCGUCUACUCCCUCUGGCUCUCCUCAGGCUGUAUCAGGAUCAGGAUCCCAGUGGACUCGGUCCUCUGGCCAGGCCACGCCGUCACCCAACUUUGAGGGUGGCAUUCAGUCCAUGCAGAGUAAAAUGGAGGACCGUCUGGACGAAGCCAUUAAUGUUCUUCAGCGUCAUGCCAGUGGGCAAGGAGGUCCAGGGCUGGCUGAAAUGCACAGCCUGCUCGCAUCAGGCUUAGGGCUACCUCCAGGCUUCACCAGUUCAGCACUUGGACUGGCCAGUCGUCUGCCUGGACUGCUGUCCAGUCACCAUGAGGACUCUGCUGGUCUGCCCUCUAGUGGAGGACUUUUGCAUAGUCACCACGGCCCCCCAUCUGUCCAGUCAGGCUCUCAUCCUGAAGGUUUUAACGGCUUGCCCGGCAGCCUAAGUCGAUCCAGUGGUGCAGAUAUCAAACAAGAGGAGAAGGAGGAUGAUGAGAACUGCUCCAUUACUGACAAGUCAGAUGAUGAGAGAAAAGACAUGAAGGCCCACCUUCGAACAAGUCUGGAUGAUGAGGAUGACGAUGAAGAUCUGCCAGUGGAAAUUAAGGCUGAGCGGGAGAAAGUGCGGAGGUUGGCAAACAACGCCCGCGAGCGGCUACGUGUGCGGGACAUCAACGAGGCUUUUAAGGAGCUGGGCCGCAUGUGUCAGCUCCAUAUGAGCAAUGAGAAACCGCAGACCAAAUUGAUCAUACUGCAACAGGCCGUUAACGUUAUAAUCAACCUGGAGCAGCAAGUUCGAGAGCGUAAUUUGAACCCAAAGGCUGCCUGCCUCAAGAGGAGGGAGGAGGAAAAAGUGUCGAGUGUGGAUCCCCAAAUGCAGCUUGGUGGCGGUCACCCUGGUUUAGGAGGAGAUGGACACAACCCUGUUAGCCAUAUGUAAUUUUCAGUUUCUCUUGAUUGUACAGCCCUUAGAACACGUGGCCUUAAUCUAUUGUUGUCAUGCAUCUCAGUGUGUGUUUCUCAACCUUUGGAAAGCACAUACACACACACACACACACACACACACACACACACACACACACACACGCGCGCGCCUCAUUACUGACAAAGCAGGUGGCCACAUUCCUGACGAAGAAGCACACUCAUACAGAAAGAGAAAAAAGAAAAAAUUACUCUUUACAUGACAAUACUUUGAGCCGAGGACACUGGCUUGGAGACAGUGGAAAUUGGACACAAAGAUGCUCUUGUGAUCAUGUUUUUGUAAGACAUUUUGAAAAAUCGCUUUACAUGUUGGGAGCAAAACCUGUGUGGAUCAAUUAAAACUUUUGGAUCAAUUGCUCAUGUGAGCAGAGUUAGGAUUUGUAUCGUUGGAUAAUUAUUGGCAUUCCCAUCUGAAAAGAAGGUCUUACAUUCUGCAGAAGCAAAGACGGACACCUGAGUUUAUAUGUUAUGACUGAACAAAUACCUUUUUGAAAAUGUGCCUAAAACAGGCCUAAUGUAUAGUGUUUGGUUAAGACAAAAACUGUCAUCAUUGCCAUCCUCAAAUGUGAUGACUGAAUAACAAAAGUAGGUUUGAAGAAGCCACUGACUGGGCAAUCAAAGAGCUGACUCCUCUUCUUGAUAUGCUGGUAAUUCUGGCUGUGUUGUUUUUUUUUUUUUUUUCCUUUGGCUGAAAAGGUGCCGUAGUCAGUGACUCACACAUGUGGUGAGAAAUGUUUGUUUCUUUUUAAACUCGGAUCCCUGGUUAUUAUCUCUUUAAGUAAGUCCUGUACAUGUGUUAUUGUCACUGCCAUGCAAGUGGAAUGGAAAGACUGCCGGAGAGAGAGCCACCACCGACACAAACACAAACAAAGACUUUACAAAUGCAGGAUCCACAGUGGUGUUGAAUCAAAUGUGCACAUGGACAUCCCAACCUUCCCUCUGUGAGGCUGCCGUUGGAAGCAUACAGGUGUCGUCCUCACAUUUUAAGCCAUCAUGAAGUCAGUCACUCAGCGUCAGUCUCAGCCAUGUGGUCAGCAUGGACCCUCUGACUAACACAGCCAAUGUCGUGUGAUCACAGCCUGACCACAUCAAAUCAUACAUAAAGACACUGUUACAACAUGGUGAACUUACUUAAAGUAAGUCUCAGAGCAACUUCUAUUGUGGUCAAUAACAUUUUGCUAGAAGGCAGAAAUAACUGAGUAUUGAAGGAGUCAUAAGUUUUACUGCUACCUUCACUGACUGACUUGUUUUGGUUGUUGCUCUGUGUUGAGCAUUUGGGGUUUUGUUUAUUUUUUUUCCCUUUUUGAACAAUUACAAAGCCUGUUGUAUGGAUCUUCCUUUUGUAGAAUUGAUCUAAUGUUUUUUUAGUUUAUUUUUUACUUUGUAAGAUAGUUGUAUGAGUUUUGUUCUAUCAUUUGGAAUGCUUUCUUUUUUGUUUACAUCAAUUAAAUGUAAGACAACUCUCAAUUUAGAUUCCAGGAACAAACUGAGGUGUUUUCUUUUGUGCCAGGUGCUUAGAAAAUGUUAGAAAUGACAAAAUGAUCUGGCUGUAACAUCACAUGUUGUGAUAUUGCUCUUUUAAAAAAAACAAACAAACAAAAAAAAAACUUGCCUGUUUGAACACAAACCUGUCAGGCCAGUUGUAAUUGAAUUGCUCUGGUGUUUGCGACAGUUUUUCUUUGAAUGAAACACAAUUUUUUUCUUCAGCACACCCCCCUCUCCUCUCCUUGAUGUCCAGCUCUGUGAUGAGCUUGUUGCUUAGUUUGAAGAAGGGGUAGAAGGGGCGGUCUGCACAAUCUGCAACAUAAGUCAAUGUUUCAUUAUGUUAUGAAGCAUAAAAUGAAUCAAAAAGGGUGGCCUUAGUCAUUUUCCUGACUUUGGGAGUUUUGAUAAUGGUUACUCACCAGUGCCUGCAUACUUCUCUGCUACAUGGUGGAUGAUGUUACAUUUAUGGAUUUAUAGGUUGUACCUUUUUUUAUACUAUAGAUGUAUAAAAGCAUAUAUACUUCAGUAACAUCUGACAGUGUCUCAGAACAUCUAAAUGAAGAAUUACACUCAUCGACACUGACUGCCUCAGUGUCUGUCAUUAGAUGUAAUUCGACUAAUAACCUGGUCUACAACUUUGACACUGAAAAACUGUGCUUAAAAUUCCUCAUCUUUUAUGUACUGAUUCUGUUGAAUAUAAUUUUGUCCUACUGGCAUGUGCAUUGAUAUGUAUGUACAGCUGUAUAAUAUGUCCUUAUCAGCUUUAUCACUAUAAGCUGAUACUGAUAGGUAACAGUAUUUGGUUUACCUCUGCCUGUCAUUUCCUCAUAAAUCUUGCCCCAUGGACUAGCCCCAAACAUUAUUUUCUUCUUUCUACUCUAGCCUUUCCACAGGGAAACAUAGUGUUGUGAUAUGGAAGAUCGCUACUGAAGGCUUGUGCUUUUAUUUCUUUACACGAAAGAUAUGUAUGUUUACAAUAUCUAAGUAUCAAAACAUGCAGCUGUUAUCAAACCCUUUCUGUCCUCCACAACAGAUGACCUGCUGCAGAUCUCUCUGUUUUAACUCAUGUUUGGGGACAACAUCUAUGUAGGCUAUGUCCUCAAAGUGCCUCCAGUUUCCUAUUUUUUAUAUAUAAAGUAGAUAACGAGAACUGUUGUGUCUAUAACAGUAAUGUAGCAAUAAAU